Penicillium verhagenii is the source of this 342-nucleotide messenger RNA. RefSeq lists its product as uncharacterized. The coding region runs from base 1 to 342 and encodes 113 amino acids. The record is from RefSeq and is a predicted model, not a curated record. The transcript has a single exon. Lineage: Eukaryota; Fungi; Ascomycota; Eurotiomycetes; Eurotiales; Aspergillaceae.
AUGCGAAGCAUGCGGGUGGCAUUGAAGCACUUCCUGUACAAGAUCAACGAGGUUGAUUCGGAUAUGUGCGAUUGCCUCGAGGGCUCACACACUCCAAAGCAUGUGCUGCUGCGGUGUCCGCGUUUCGUUGACGAACGCAAGGAGAUGAUGGAUAAGAUCUGUGCAAAGACCGAUCUUAACAAACGUGGGGAAUUGUCAAUUUACGAGGCCAUUGUGUCUCACCCGUGCGCGACUCGCUACGUCGCCGAAUUCAUGCUUCAAACAGGCCGUCUAGGGCAGUUCCGCCACUGCGAAGUGGAGGAUGAGCCCGAGUCAAGCGAUGAAACAACAGACCAGGAAUGA